This is a messenger RNA of Vigna unguiculata (cowpea), 1572 nucleotides long. Its product is annotated as pfkB-like carbohydrate kinase family protein. Gene Ontology annotation, biological process: fructose metabolic process. NCBI's taxonomy places the organism in Eukaryota, Viridiplantae, Streptophyta, Magnoliopsida, Fabales, Fabaceae. Gene Ontology annotation, molecular function: fructokinase activity. Gene Ontology annotation, cellular component: chloroplast stroma; cytosol. The record is from RefSeq and is a predicted model, not a curated record.
UAAUGUCCGAUAAAUAAAUAAUAAUAAUAAUAAAAAAAGCAUCAGAGAAACUGCAACACAGAGUAACCCAGUUUUCGUCCAUUCCAAAGGCAAAUUUCACACAAACCCCAUCAAUUUUCUUGCCCACAUCACAAAUCCAGAAAAAAUAUCCUAUUUCGGGUGAUAAAGAGAGAAAAGAAAGGAAUUUCAAGAGCCAAGUCCUUGAGGGGUGUUUAGUAGUGAUUUCCUUGUUUGAUGGCUCUUCACUGUGGCGUUUUCAGCUUCAGGAGUGUGGCUUCUCACCCUCCAAGUUCUGUCAUGUUGAGUCAGCCCACUGUCAAAGCUUCCACCUUUUCUUCCCCACUUGCCCCUCCUAUUGUCAAAUUCAAUGUCAGAGGAAAGGCUUUUCCUGGUGAUGGAACACCUGAAACAAAGGAAUCACCUCUUGUGGUUUGUUUUGGGGAAAUGCUCAUUGAUUUUGUCCCAACUGUCAGUGGCCUUUCUUUGGCUGAAGCACCUGCGUUUAAAAAGGCUCCUGGAGGUGCCCCUGCUAAUGUUGCAGUAGGCAUAUCUCGAUUAGGGGGUUCAUCAGCUUUCAUUGGAAAGGUUGGUGAAGAUGAAUUUGGAUACAUGCUUGUGGAUAUACUAAAGGAAAAUAAUGUAAACCAUGAAGGGAUGCGUUUUGACCCUGGUGCACGUACUGCCUUGGCAUUUGUUACAUUGAGGAGUGAUGGGGAGCGAGAGUUCAUGUUUUAUCGUAAUCCCAGUGCUGAUAUGCUGCUCCAGGAAGAUGAACUUGAUUUGGACCUUAUCAGAAAGGCGAAGAUUUUUCAUUAUGGUUCUAUAAGUCUCAUAACAGAACCAUGCAAAUCAGCACACAUAGCUGCAGCAAAGGCUGCAAAAGAUGCUGGUGUAGUUCUGUCUUAUGAUCCUAACCUGAGGCUUCCUUUAUGGCCUUCUGAAGAUAGUGCAAGAGAAGGAAUUCUGAGUAUAUGGGAAACUGCAGAUAUCAUUAAGGUAAGUGAAGAAGAGAUUUCUUUUCUUACAAAAGGUGAGGACCCAUACGAUGAUGCUGUUGUACGUAAUCUAUUCCAUGAAAACCUCAAGCUACUCCUAGUUACUGAAGGUGCAGAAGGUUGUAGAUAUUACACCAAAGAGUUCAGUGGCAGGGUGAAGGGAUUGAAGGUGGAUGCUGUUGACACCACUGGUGCUGGUGAUGCUUUUGUGGCUGGAAUAUUAUCACAAUUAGCUGUGAAUCUUUCAUUAAUUCAGAAAGAAGAAGAGUUGAGAGAUUCUCUAAAGUUUGCUAAUGUCUGUGGUGCAUUGACUGUGACUGAGAGAGGUGCAAUUCCAGCUUUGCCUACCAAGAAAGCUGUUCUUGAUGCUAUGCUUAAGCCAGUUUCCUAGCUUUGCAGCCACUCUCUGUAAUUAUGUGGUGAGUGAGGAUAAUUCUUUUUGGAGAGGGGAAUUUAAAUUCUUGGGAAAUUGUGAGCUAGGGCAAUGAAUAAGAACUGGUCAUUUAGUUCAGGCAAAAUUCUACACUAAUCAAGUUCAUCAUUAUUGGCUAAUAGAGAAUCCUUCUCCAUGCAUCAA